Mesocricetus auratus (golden hamster) is the source of this 2407-nucleotide messenger RNA. RefSeq names its product MGAT4 family member C (gene Mgat4c). The record is from RefSeq and is a predicted model, not a curated record. Gene Ontology annotation, molecular function: acetylglucosaminyltransferase activity. Bases 74 to 1492 code for a protein of 472 amino acids. The transcript has 4 exons. Lineage: Eukaryota; Metazoa; Chordata; Mammalia; Rodentia; Cricetidae. Gene Ontology annotation, biological process: protein N-linked glycosylation.
GGUGACAAUAAUUUUAUACAGGACAGAUUAUGACAGCUUCUUUCUUAAGGAAAAAGUGUUUAAAUUUUAUAAAAUGAAAUAUAUAUUUCAAAUACUGGAUAAAAUGAGAUGCUUGAGAAAACGUUCGACAGUGUCUUUCUUGGGAGUUCUUGUCAUUUUCCUUCUAUUCAUGAACUUAUACAUUGAAGAUAGCUAUGUUCUGGAAGGUGACAAGCAACUCAUAAGGGAAACAUCCACACAUCAGCUUAAUUCUGAACGCUAUGUUCACACUUUCAAGGAUUUAUCUAACUUCUCAGGAACAAUAAAUGUCACCUAUCGCUACCUAGCUGCCACACCUUUACAUAGAAAGCGGUAUCUCACAAUUGGACUUUCAUCAGUGAAACGGAAAAAAGGAAGUUAUUUACUUGAGACAAUAAAGUCAAUCUUUGAACAGUCCAGCUAUGAAGAACUAAAAGAAAUUUCAGUAGUGGUGCAUCUAGCAGACUUUAAUUCAUCGUGGCGUGAUGUCAUGGUCCAAGAUAUUACACAGAAAUUUGCCCAUCACAUUAUUGCAGGAAGAUUAAUGGUUAUACAUGCUCCUGAAGAGUAUUAUCCAGUUCUGGAUGGUCUUAAAAGAAAUUACAAUGACCCAGAGGAUAGAGUGAGAUUUCGCUCCAAGCAAAAUGUAGACUAUGCUUUUCUCCUUAAUUUCUGUGCCAAUACUUCAGACUAUUAUGUAAUGCUUGAAGACGAUGUUCGGUGUUCCAAAAAUUUCUUAACUGCCAUCAAGAAAGUCAUUGCAUCCUUACAAGGAACAUAUUGGGUAACUCUUGAGUUCUCAAAGCUUGGCUACAUUGGUAAACUGUAUCAUUCUCAUGAUCUCCCUCGUCUGGCCCAUUUUUUAUUAAUGUUUUAUCAAGAAAUGCCUUGUGAUUGGCUAUUGACUCAUUUCCGAGGUCUGCUUGCUCAGAAAAAUGUGAUUCGAUUUAAACCUUCUCUCUUUCAGCACAUGGGCUAUUAUUCAUCCUAUAAAGGAACUGAGAAUAAACUGAAGGAUGAUGACUUUGAAGAGGAGUCAUUUGACAUCCCUGAUAACCCCCCAGCCAGCCUCUACACUAACAUGAAUGUCUUUGAAAACUAUGAAGCCAGCAAGGCUUACAGUAGUGUUGAUGAAUACUUCUGGGGCAAACCACCUUCAGUAGGAGAUACAUUUGUUAUUGUAUUUGAAAAGCCACUUGUAAUUAAAAAAAUCAAAGUGAAUACUGGAACAGAAGAUCGACAGAAUGACAUUUUGCAUCAUGGAGCUUUAGAUGUUGGGAAAAUACUUAUGUUCAGAAAACAAGUAAGACAAUGUGAUACUUACUCAAGACUGGGGGAAUUCAAAAAUGGAAACUUUGAAAUCUCAGAGGUGAAUCAAAAAAUUCCAUUUGACAUACAAUGCAUAAGGAUAUGUGUUACCAAAACACAAAAAGAAUGGCUGAUAAUUCGGAGUAUCAGCAUUUGGACUAACUAGGAAUUAAACCAGUAUACUGAGUCUCCGAAGCAGGUCUUCCUGUUUCAAUUCUUCCUAACUUCCUUAUUUGUUACCUUUGUCUUUUGGAAGUCACAAAUGGAUGUGAUGUGUCCUAGGAAAAGUUGAUGGUCUCAGCAGUUUUUAUUGUAGUUCAAUGAAAUACACCCUUGUAUUUUUGUUUUCACUUUUGAGGUCGAAUAUCAUUCUGUAGUUAGAGUUGCUGUCAUUCAUAUAUUUAAAUGUUCAUAGCUCCACAAUUUCAACCAAUAGUCAAAAGUGAUGUAAGAUUUAUAAUGAGAAAAUGCUUUCUUUGGAUGAUAAUUAAAACACAGUUGACAGCUAUAUACACUUAUUCAUGAAUUUUAAUUCAAUUCAUUAUAUGAUCAGACAACUUCUCAUUAAGAAUCUCUGUGAAUAUGCAGUUGGUUGCAGUCAUAAACUGGGAUAUUUUUCUUGGAAAUUUAUGCUUUCACUGACUGCUAUAUUUCUACAAUUAAUACCUCCUUAUAGAAGUGAUGUCUUUACAACAGACUGUUUCGUGUAAAUAGGGCUAUGGAAAAACAGACUCAAAAAUCAUCAUUCCUCUGGUUAUUUCUAUGAAAAAGAACACUGCUCAUUGUUUAAAACCAUUUCUUUGAGCACUUAUUAAUAAAUUUUCUGUGGAAAGAAGUCCGUGUUUACCCUUUGGAAAAUACAGUUAAUCUCACUAUUUUAAAGUUGCAUUGGUUACCUGUAAUUAACAGACAAAGAGAGAUGGCCAACAGUUAGUCCAUUUGUCCAUACAGUCUCAGUUUAUGCAGAAAAAAUUGAAAUUUAUUUUAUAUUUUGUAUUGAAAGUCAUGUGAUUGAAAUUGUAAUUUAUCCUAUUUUGGAGAGAUUAAAAAGCCCUCUUACGUGGGAAUGGUAAAAACUAUA